Messenger RNA from Lycium ferocissimum, 1014 nucleotides. Its product is annotated as WW domain-containing protein C11B10.08-like. Gene Ontology annotation, biological process: defense response. Lineage: Eukaryota; Viridiplantae; Streptophyta; Magnoliopsida; Solanales; Solanaceae. The record is from RefSeq and is a predicted model, not a curated record.
CUGCUAUAAAUACUCAACUCCAGAAUCAUCUUUUUCUCACAUAUUAUUGCUAUACCUAACUAUCGUCUCUCAGCACAUAAUAGUUCCUUCCAGAGUCGUCGGAAAAUGGGAUCACGAUAUGAAGUUGAAGUAAAAAUAACAUCAGCCAAAGAUUUGAAGAACAUCAACUGGCGUUAUGGUCCGUUGAAACCCUACGCAGUUGUCUGGGUUGACCCCAAUGCCAAAUGCUCCACUAGAGUGGACGAAGACGGCGACACGUCACCUUAUUGGAACGAAAAACUAAUAGUUCCUUUGAAUUCUCCGAUCGAUGAAUCCAUCUUGUACAUCGACGUUGUUCAUGCUAAAAAUGCUGAAGAGGACACCAAGCCUCUCAUCGGAUCCGCUAAGAUUCGUCUUAGUGAAGUCGUCGAUGAUGUUGGCAUAGGCGGUGAGCUGGAGCGUACGCUCCAGCUCAAACGCCCUUCUGGCCGCCCACAAGGGAAAGUAGAAGUACAGGUCACCGUACGAGAGCCACGCUAUCACGCGCGUGAUGCGUAUUACGCACCUCCCUACGGUGUACCUCCCCGCACACAACCCACGGAGCCCCCGCGUGCUCCUUACAGCGCCGCUGCUCCGCCAUAUAGUGAGGGAGGCUACAGGCAGCCUGCAGCAUAUGGGGCGGUAGGCUAUGGGCAGCCCGCCCCGGGAAGUUACGGGCAGCCAGCAUACGAGGAGAGAGGAUAUGGGCAGCCCGCCCCGGCAAGUUACGGCCAGCCAGCAUACGGGGAGGGAGGCUAUGGGCAGCCCGCCCCCGGAAGUUACGGGCAGCCAUCUGGUUAUGAAGAGGAGAAGAAGAAGAGCAAGUUUGGCAUGGGGACAGGAUUGGCUGUGGGUGCAGUAGCAGGGGCAUUGGGUGGACUAGCGCUGGCAGAGGGUGUUGACCACUUGGAGAACAAAAUCUCCGAUGACGUGGCGGAGAAAGUUGAGGAGGAUCUCGCCGAUGAUGAUGGUGACUACGAUGGAGAUGACUAUUAA